AUGGAUUUGGGGUCGCUCAUUGACAUCGUCGGAUCUCUAGGCCCUCAGGUCUCGGGUAUUCCAAUUGACAGCUCUGUUUCUGAGGCCGUCUCCUUGGGCGCAUGGAGAGAGUCUCGCAGUAGGAACCCCAUUUUGAGAAGACUUCGACAGUCCUUACCCACUCAGAUUCCAGACAUAAAUUCACCUGAGGAUGACUAUUAUAUGUGGAGGAACUCCCCUGAUGAUCCUCCGUCAGUCUUCUCAACUUCAAAGCUUUGGACUUCAUUGAAUCCCCCACCGCCGUUGGUUUCAUGGCAGAAUGCUAACAAAGGACAGGUUAAGAUCAUGGGGUCUCCAGGUUCCAGCAGAAUGUCUUCUCUGUGGUCAUGCGGCGGAGGCGGCAAACCAUCUGUUCUUUGA
This is a messenger RNA of Brassica oleracea var. oleracea, 399 nucleotides long. RefSeq lists its product as uncharacterized. Bases 1 to 399 code for a protein of 132 amino acids. Lineage: Eukaryota; Viridiplantae; Streptophyta; Magnoliopsida; Brassicales; Brassicaceae. The record is from RefSeq and is a predicted model, not a curated record. The transcript is spliced from 2 exons.